UUCUCUCACGAUCCGCGGUGCUCCGCCCCCUCUCCACAGCCAUGCUUCCCGACUCCGUGGACCUCACGGAGGCCGCGCGCUCCGUGCAGCUGUUCAAGAUCGGCGGCUUCACGGCGACCAAGGAGAAACCAGGGUACACCGCGUCGAGGGUUUGCGCCGUCGGAGGACAUGACUGGCGAAUCGAAUUCCAUCCGAAGAUGCCGCACCCGAGCCACCAUUACUCCAGAAAUGACUGGAUCAUGUUCCGCCUUCGAUUGGUCAGCAAAGGAGCGAGCGGGGUGGCGGCGUCCUUCAGCUGCCGCCUCAUGGAUCCGAGCUCACCGGGCAGUUACUGUUUGGAUCUGGAGGAGAUCACGUCCUCCGUGUUCCAUGAAAACCAUUCCAGGGAUGUCUUUCUCAUCAAAUGGAGUGACGUCCAGGGAUCGCAACGUCGAUAUGUGAAAGAUGACUCCAUACUUGUGCAAUGUGCAAUCAACGUCCUGCCCUGCAAACCAAAGGAUCCGGCGCCGGCGGGGGCAGCGGCUGAUGCCACGCCCAGCGUUCCAUCCUCCGACCUGCACCGGCAAUUUGGUGAGCUGCUGCGGAGCCAGAAGGGGGCGGACAUCACGUUCUUCGUCGCCGGUAAGCCUGUCGCGGCACACAGGUCCCUGCUCGCCGCGAGGUCGCCCGUUUUCAUGGCCGAGCUAUUCGGAGACAUGAGGGAGAAGGCGCCGCGGUGCGUCGAGAUCAAGGACAUGGAGGUGGAAGUGUUCCGGGCCAUGCUCCGUUUCGUCUACACCGACACCGUGCCCGAGCUGGACCUGCUGAACGGGGAGCAGGCGACGGCGAUGGCGCAGCAUCUUCUUGAAGCUGCAGAUCGGUAUGGGUUGAACAGGCUCAAGAGGAUAUGUGUGGAGAAGGUCUGCACAACCAUUAACGUGGACACUGUCGCAACGACGUUGGCGUUAGCAGAGCAGCAUGGAUGCUCCAAGUUGAAGGCCAGAUGCAUGAAGUUCGCCUUGGACAAUAUCUGUGCGGUUUCUGCAACGGAAGGGUUCAAGCAUCUCGAGGCAAGCUACCCCUCCGUUUUGACUGAACUUCUCAAGCUUAUGGUCGAGGGGCACAAGUAGUUGGCCAUUCGGUUGUUGAGCGCAGAAUCUCGACCUUUUUCAUUUGUUUUUCUUCACAAAUAGUAUAAAUAACGUUUUGGGAAA
Setaria italica (foxtail millet) is the source of this 1193-nucleotide messenger RNA. Its product is annotated as BTB/POZ and MATH domain-containing protein 1. Gene Ontology annotation, molecular function: protein binding. The transcript has a single exon. Gene Ontology annotation, biological process: protein ubiquitination. The record is from RefSeq and is a predicted model, not a curated record. The coding region runs from base 42 to 1109 and encodes 355 amino acids. Lineage: Eukaryota; Viridiplantae; Streptophyta; Magnoliopsida; Poales; Poaceae.